Molecule: messenger RNA, 1029 nt
Organism: Sphenostylis stenocarpa
Lineage: Eukaryota; Viridiplantae; Streptophyta; Magnoliopsida; Fabales; Fabaceae
Source: the annotation of a GenBank genome assembly
AUGAGGGGUACCAAUAGCAAGGCUCCAAAAAAUUAUGAGCAUCUUGUACUAGCCCAUCCAAGCCCAAUGAUCGCAAUUAAAUGGACGGCCCUUAGUCUGCGACCUAUUAAAAAGGAUGGAACCCUAAAAGGAGGGUGCAGUGGUCCUACAAUGGGGUCUUGCAGUGGUGAAAGUGCAGGUAACAAGCAAGUGGUAGCUGCUGAUAAAGACCACAUAUGGAGCAGCAAGAAAGUGGAAGAUGAGGGUCUGAAUCUGAACACUGUGGAGUGCCUUAGAGGGAGAUUACUGGCAGAGAGACAGGCUUCAAGGGUGGCCAAGAUGGAAGCAGAAUCAAUGGGGAACAAGUUGGUUGAGUUGGAAAAAUUGCUUAGAGAAGAGACCAAAUUAAGAGAUAAAGCUGAAAGAAGACUCAAGUUUUUGAAAAAGAAGAUUGGAUCUUUCAGCAUACCCUCCAAGUCAGGGCAAUUGGAGCAUUCUGAUUCGUCGGAGAAAUAUGAAAAUUCUUGCGAAUCAUCUUCGAUUAGUUCACUUUCCAAACAUUCAGAAGAAAUCGAAAUAAAGCAUGAUGCCAAAAUUCCAGCUUUGCCAGAAAAUGUAGAUCAUAGUGACAAUGUUUCAGAAGCCUCUACUCUUACUCAGACCCACAAUAGUCCAUCCAGUACAAAAGAUUGCGAUUCUCAAAAUACUGAUAAUUUCAGUAGUAAUUCAGACCCAAGUGAUUCUUCCCCACAAAUUCUUAGCGAGAAUCCGAAUCUGAGCUCUGGGAAUUUGAAGAAUGACGAAAGCAGGUUUUCCAGCUUAAGCUCAAGAUCAUCAUCAGUGACAGAGAAUGAGAGUGAUGAUGCGGAUUUCUGUGAUCAUUCCCUGGCAUUAGUUCCCGUGACUGUGACACCUACAUCACAUGCCACCAGUAAUCCCAAACCAAUUAAUGUGAGUGUCCUUGAAGCUCUAGAAGCAUUGAGGCAUGCCAGAGAAAGGCUCCAAAGUUCAAUGAGAUCAAGCCAAAUGAUUCAUGUUGGUCCAAUUUAA